CCCGGGAGGGUUCACACUCUCUCUCUCUCUCCCCCCCCACCCCACCCCCCCUCCCCUCAACCCCACCCUCCCUCGACAGAGAGGGAGGGCCCGGAGGUGGAGGAGGAGGAGACCUCCCUCCCGCCCGCCUCUGUGUGUGUGUGUGUCUGAGCCUGCACCGGGAGAGGGAGAUCCGCCGGGGAGAGGAGCUCGGCCUCAGGGAGACGGGGAGGGCGACAUGGCAGCCAACAUGUACAGAGUGGGAGAUUAUGUUUACUUUGAAAACUCCUCCAGUAAUCCAUACCUUAUCCGAAGGAUAGAGGAACUGAACAAGCAGACCGGCAGUGGCAACGUAGAAGCUAAGGUUGUGUGUCUGUAUCGGAGAAGAGACAUUUCCAGCAACCUCAAUGGGCUUGCAGACAACCAUGCACAGUACCGUGUUCUGGGCACUACACUUGAGGAAGGAAAUAUUGACCUUGGAAUGGGUGCAGUGCAGAUUCACCAAAACGAAGGAGAGUUUGAAGAAGACUCGAAGCAGCCAGCUCUGGUGGAUCAGGAACGGCACCAACUUAAGCACAGAGAGCUCUUCCUGUCACGCCAGUUUGAGUCCCUCCCUGCCACACACAUCAGAGGGAAAUGCAACGUGGCUUUGCUGAAUGAGACUGAGCAGCUGAGCGAGUACCUGGAUAGAGAGGAUUGUUUCUACUACUCAUUGGUGUUCGACCCCUUGCAGAAGACACUGAUAGCUGACCAAGGGGAGAUUAGAGUUGGGCCCAAGUACCAGGCUGACAUCCCAGACAAACUGGCAGAAGGUGAAUCAGAUAAUAGGAACCAGCUGAAAAUGGAAACAAAAGUAUGGGACCCAGAUAAUCCACUGACUGAUCGGCAAAUUGACCAGUUUCUGGUCGUGGCUCGAGCGGUGGGAACAUUUGCCCGUGCUUUAGACUGCAGCAGCUCAAUCAGGCAGCCCAGCUUACACAUGAGUGCAGCUGCAGCAUCCAGGGACAUCACACUGUUCCAUGCCAUGGAUACGCUACAACGUAACUGCUACGAUCUUGCCAAAGCAAUGUCAACUUUAGUACCACAAGGAGGGCCUGUAUUGUGUCGGGAUGAGAUGGAGGAGUGGUCAUCGUCUGAAGCUAUGCUUUUUGAGGAGGCGCUAGAAAAAUAUGGCAAGGAUUUCACAGACAUUAGACAAGACUUUUUACCCUGGAAAUCGUUGGCCAGUAUAGUCCAAUUUUAUUACAUGUGGAAGACCACAGACCGAUACAUCCAACAGAAAAGGUUGAAAGUAGCUGAAGCUGACAGCAAACUGAAGCAGGUCUACAUUCCUACCUAUACGAAGCCCAACCCUAAUCAGAUUGUAUGCGUUGGGACAAAAGGGGGAAUGAUGAACGGAGCUACGGGAUACCAGAAAUCUGCAGCUGGCCUAACUUGCGAGAGCUGUCACACCACACAGUCUCCACAGUGGUAUGCCUGGGGACCACCCAACAUGCAGUGUCGGCUAUGUGCAUCCUGUUGGAUCUACUGGAAGAAGUAUGGUGGCCUAAAGACGCCAACAGCACUUGAUGGGGAAAAGUCACGACCUCCUUCAGAGCCCAGAUCGAAGGGGUCGUAUGGCCGCCAGGAUCCUCAGGGUUUGCUGUCGUAUAACAGCUCCAAACUCCUGGCCAAGAACCGGCAGACAUUCCUCCUCCAGACAACCAAGUUGACCCGUGUUGCUCGGCGACUCUGCGAUGAUAUCCUCCGGCCGAGGAGGGCAGCAAGACGCCCUUAUAUCCCUGUCAACAUCGGAGCCAUCAAGACUGAAUGUGCUGUCAGACUUCCAAAAGCAGCAAUAAAACCACUCAGGAUCCGGCCUGUGGCACGGCCUACAUUAGCUAAUAUCAUGAAGGAGUUGGGCGAAUUGGCGGCACGUGGUCCAGUGAAGCCAAGGAUUCUAAAAGGGAGUGAGACAAACCGAAGCAUCCUAAACAUUAACCGUGGAAUGCUGCCCCUGCUGGGGAAACGCACCUUCAGCAAACAAAACGGAGUGGAAAGACCACCAAGUCCCAUCCACAUAAGACAGGUGACGGCUAGCCCCCAUUCAGCCAGUGGCAGACCCUUUUCUGCUGGGGUGAAGACAGAGCGAGGUGGCACUGAGCCAGCGUUUAAACGGCAGAAAUUGAACCCUGGAGAUGCCCCUGACCCGAUUGUCUUCGUGGCAACAGACCAUACCAGGAUGAUUCGGAAAGCUUUGAGUCAAUCGGAGAUGCGGAGAGCUGCACGAAGACCUUCUGUGCAAGUUAAAGUGAAACUCAUGGGUUCAUCACGCUCAGCUGGCCUAGGGGAGCCCAUCAUCCUGGAGGACUGAUCAUACUGGUCUGACAUGUCUAGGCACAAGCACACACACACACACACACACACACACCUGUCGAGAUACAUGCACAGGCACACUCACAGACCUGUCCGAGACACUGCACAGACCCUGCUGAACACCUGCACACAGACCUAUAUAUGCACACUGACCUUCCUGGACACACACACACCUGUCUGGGGACACAGACACAUGAGCAUACAGGCUUGUCUGGGGGUGGCAUGCACAGACAUAUGUGUCCACACACAUACAAGCAUGCAAAUGUGAACAUGCACACACAUUUAAACACAGACACAAAUAACCCACUCAUGGACACACACAAACACGCAGCUCCUUCUCAAAUGUUCAGGGAAUUCACAAAAACAGAAAGGAUUCUCAUCACUUCCCCACCCAUUCGCCCCAAGCCUUCCCUUUCUGUUUCUGACUGGACUGUGGCCCUGCACUCUCCACCUGCUCCACCAGUCAUGUGCAUCCCCGAGAAACGCAGUGUGUAGAGCAAUGUAUAUAAAUCCAACUGCUUCAUUCCAAGCUUCCGUUUCAAUUUUAUUGUCUCUCCCCACUCCCUCUCCCAUUCCCACUCCCACGAGGGUAUAAUUGUGAACCUGAAUAAUGAAUUUCUCGAUGAUCAUGUUUUGGGAAAAACUUGUACUGACUUUUUUUUAAAAAUACUGAGCUGAAAGAUAGAGUUGCCCAGUUUGAUAUCGGGAUUAUUGAUAUACGGUGAUAAUAUUUUGUGUGCUUUUUUUAUUUUUCUUGCUGCUUUUUAAACUAGUGCUCGCCCAGAUUACCCAAGGAAGUCUUUCUUCCCCACGUUUGGUUAGGCAGCGGACAGUUCCAGGGUGUUUUGUUUUGUUCUUUGGGCUGCGCAGUCCGGAAAUUUUUAAAGAGGUGCAACCGGACACAGAGACCUUUCUUUUGUAUAAAAAAAAUUAAAGUUGUUUUUUUCCACUCUA
Hemiscyllium ocellatum (epaulette shark) is the source of this 3288-nucleotide messenger RNA. It is a transcript of the gene mta2, whose product is annotated as metastasis associated 1 family, member 2. The coding region runs from base 218 to 2332 and encodes 704 amino acids. Gene Ontology annotation, biological process: negative regulation of transcription by RNA polymerase II. Gene Ontology annotation, cellular component: NuRD complex; nucleoplasm. The record is from RefSeq and is a predicted model, not a curated record. Gene Ontology annotation, molecular function: histone deacetylase binding; zinc ion binding; sequence-specific DNA binding. The transcript is spliced from 20 exons. NCBI's taxonomy places the organism in Eukaryota, Metazoa, Chordata, Chondrichthyes, Orectolobiformes, Hemiscylliidae.